Messenger RNA from Myzus persicae (green peach aphid), 2511 nucleotides. RefSeq names its product ATP-binding cassette sub-family B member 8, mitochondrial. Gene Ontology annotation, biological process: transmembrane transport. Gene Ontology annotation, cellular component: membrane. The record is from RefSeq and is a predicted model, not a curated record. The coding region runs from base 175 to 2205 and encodes 676 amino acids. Lineage: Eukaryota; Metazoa; Arthropoda; Insecta; Hemiptera; Aphididae. The transcript has 15 exons. Gene Ontology annotation, molecular function: ABC-type oligopeptide transporter activity; ATP hydrolysis activity; ATP binding.
UUUUUAUGUAUUAUGGUCGAAGAAUAUCAAGAUUAUGAUGAUGGCAUAAAUCUGAACUCUGAAGUUCAAACUUCAACAUUACCACAGAACAAGUUGACCUUAUUAAUAUUAAUUAUAAAAAAUCAAGGUGGCGUUUAGGUUGGUUCAUUUUUAAUUUCUUUCAAUCAUACUGCCAUGUUACGUUUAUUUUGUACUAAACCGGUCAAUUUGUCAACACUACGUUCCUUCAUUACUAGACAACCAACUAAGAGUUAUUCAUCCCUCAUCAAAAAUGCAACAAGUAAAAAACCAAUUCCAGUAUCACCAAUCAAUUUAAGUAAAUUCAAUCCAAGAUGGAUGCUUAUUGGAUCUGUAGGCUAUAUUGGAUGUAAAUAUUUUCUUAACGGAAGUAAUAUAGUUCAUUGUCAACAUAUAGAACUAGAAUCAACAUCUAACAACCAUUUUGAUUGGAAUAAGUUGUUGUCUUAUUUGUCACCAGAUUUAUUAAAUUUAAUAGCUGCUAUUGCUACUGCAUUCAUUGUUGCUCUGUGCAAUUUAAGUAUUCCAAUCAACCUACAGCAUGUUAUAAAUACUAUACUUCAGUUUGCUAGAGAUGGAGUACCAUUUGAUUUUAAAAAACUUAGUGAUCCAUUGUCAAAACUGUUAGCGCUUUACAUAAUGCAGGGUCUAUCAACAUUCAUAUGUAUAAGCAUGUUGUCAAAAGUUGGAGAAAAUGUUGCUAUACGUAUGAGAUAUAAUCUUUUUUCAUCUAUACUUCAACAAGAGCUAGAGUUUUUUGAUAAAACUCGUACAGGAGAUAUUUUACAAAGGUUAACAACUGACGUACAAGAUUUUAAAAGUUCAUUUAAACUUGUAAUAAUACAAGGUCUUAAAAAUGCUACCCAAUUAAUUGGCGGAGUAUAUGCUUUAUAUAAUACAUCACCAGAAAUGACUGGAGCUGUAGCUAUUAUUUUACCAACUAUAAUUGUUAUUGGCACAUUUUUUGGUUCUAUUUUAAGAAAACUUAGCAAACUGGCUCAAGAACAAGGUACUAAAUCGACAAUUAUAGCUGAAGAAGUGAUUGGAAAUAUGAGAACUGUUCGUGCCUUUGCAUCUGAAUCUACAGAAUGUGAAAGAUUUUUAACAGAAAUUGAAAAUAAUGGAUUAUUGCAUAAGAAGUUGGGUUAUGGUAUUGGUCUUUUUCAAGCUAGUAGUAAUGUGUUCCUCAAUGGCAUUGUUUUGGGAACAAUAUUCCUCGGUGGACAACUUAUGACAACCAGCGCUCUUGAUCCUGGACAGCUUAUGUCUUUUCUCAUGGUUACCCAAAUGCUUCAACAUUCAUUAGGGCAAUUUUCAUUAUUAUUCGGUCAUUAUGUAAAAGGUGUUGCUGCAGGGUCCAGAAUAUUUGAAUAUAUUAACAAGAGUCCCAAAACACUGAUUAAUGAGGGUAUUAAGAUUCCACAUCAUUCUUUUAAACCAGAAAUUGAAUUUAAAGAUAUUACAUUUUCAUAUCCAACGAGACCUGAACAAGUUAUAUUAAAAGACUUCAAUCUUACUCUCCCUCCUGGUAAAGUGGUUGCUGUUGUUGGAUCUUCUGGCAAUGGUAAAUCUACUAUUGCUGCCCUUCUCAUGAGAUUUUAUGAUGUUGAUUCAGGAAGUAUAAUAAUAGAUGGGGUAGACAUUAAAAAGCUUGAUCAGACUUGGUUGCGUAAGAGAGUAAUUGGAUUAAUUAAUCAAGAACCAAUACUGUUUGCUAUGUCUAUCUUAGAAAACAUACGUUAUGGAAAGCCCGAAGCAACAGACAUUGAGGUUAUUGAAGCUGCAAAAAUAGCAAAUGCUGAUUCUUUUAUCACUUCUUUCCCCAAUGGUUAUAAUACAAUAGUCGGGGAACGAGGUGUAACUGUUUCGGGAGGACAGAAACAAAGAAUUGCCAUCGCAAGAGCUAUUUUGAAAAACCCAGCAAUACUUAUAUUGGAUGAAGCAACAAGUGCACUUGAUACCGAGUCUGAAAUGCAUGUGCAAUCAGCAUUAGAAUCUGUAUCGAAUGGAAAAACAGUUUUAGUGAUAGCUCAUCGAUUGAGCACUGUAAAGAAUGCAGAUGUUAUUGUAGUUUUGAAUAAAGGUGAAAUUGUUGAAGUUGGGGACCAUAAUACCUUAUUGAAAAAGAAAGGUUUCUAUUGGAAUUUGAUGAAUCAGCAGACAUCUGACAAAGCAAAUGCUGCAUAAAUUGUUAUACACAGCAAAGUUAAAUUGAAAAGGAACUUUGAUUAGAAUAUUGAUGUGCAUUUGAUGUACAAUAAUUGGGUGCAGGUAAAGAAGCAAUGGGUGCAAGUAAUAAUAGAAGUGGUAUCGAUUUCAGUAGUAAAAUAUGUUUAAAUCCUUAUUCAAGUUCCACAAAAUUUCCCAAAAUAUUUAUGUACCAUUUUUUUCUUAUAAUAUUCAAUACACAUGUCAUUGGUUAUAUAACAGAGCAACUAUAAUUUAAAAAAAUGAUAUUUUUCAUGAUUGAAACAAUACAAAUCUAUAAUUAAU